UAUUAUAUUAACCUCUGAUUCUCUUGCAGAUUUAGAAGCAGCAAUGCAGCCUCUUGCCUGGAAUUGGGAUGAUGCGGCUGAAACCACCUUCCUGGCAGCCAAACAGGCUAUUCAGCAGGCACAAGCCCUAUGGGUAGCUGAUCAGGGGCACCCAUUUAAACUUGAUGUGCAUGUGACCACAGAUAUUUUUGACUGGGGCUUAUGGCAUUGCACAGAGCUCUUUAGAAUGCCAGUAGAUUUUUCGUCCCAACUUUGAAAAGGAGCUGAGCUCCGGUAUUCCUCGACAGAGGAGUUAGUAACUGCAUAUGCUGCCCUUUAGACUCAUGACAGCCUGGCAGGAUGGGCUACAGUCGUUGUGCGCAUGACUUACCCAACAGUAGGGUAGGUAUGCUCAUAGGUAACAACCCGCACACUGGGAUGGCACAGACAUCCACUUUUGCAAAGUGGGGUGCCUAAGCCUACACGGAACAGCAAAGUAUGCUAAGUCAAGUCCCUUAGCAGCACAAUUACAAGAAGUCUUAGUACCUACUAUCCUAAUGCAAGAUAAGGCUAUGGGACCUGAGGCACCCCUAGACCCUGAGCCUUCAUCUUUUAAGGAAGGGCAUCCCUGCAUUCCCAAUAGGGCGUGGUACACAGAUAGGUCUAGCCAGGGUGCUACUGCUGCCUGGACUGCUGUUGAAGCCCAGCCUAGUACUGACACCCUACGGUUUGAUACCAGGUGUGGACAAAGUAGCUAAUAAGCUGAACUCAGGGCAAUGUAAAUGAUGAUCACCAAGAAGGUGACACCUAUGGUAAUCUGCACCAAUAGCUGGGCAGUUUAUCAAGGCUUAACCUUGUGGCUAACUACCUAGAAGUUACAGAAGUGGUUAGUCACUGACCUAUGUAGGGCCAGGCCAUGUGGCCAGACCUAUAGGAGAAAGGAUGACUUCCUCUAACCAGGUAUGGGGACAAACGGUAACCUGUUGUUGCCUGCCCCAAUGCCCCUAAAGGUAGGUAAGCAAAAAACCUGGCUUAAUAUAUAAAGCAACAUCGGGGUAACAUCACCAUGGGGUGGUUGCCUACUAUAACCUGAAAUUAUUGCUCCCUGUAUUACUACUGUGGCCUGAGUGCCUACAGCUUAUGUGUCAAGCCUCUAUGUAUACACUGGGCCUGUGUGCCUAGAGCCUAUGUGUCAGACUUACGUGUCAAGCCUGUGUGUAUGUAUCAGCCCUGGGUGCUGAAAGUGUAUAUGUCAGGCUUGCGUGCCAAACCUAUAUAUUGGGCCUGUGUACCUAAAAACUUAUGUUUCCCUCGGCCAAGGGGGUGGAGUGUAAGGUAAAAAUGGAUGUGCUUUGGUCAAGAACAGGCUGAGGCAGAUAUGCAGGCCAGUGUGACUCAGCGAGUCUCCAACGCAGGCGCACCACUCCACUUGUUAUAUAACCUGUUUGUGUAAGCUCAUACUUGGCUCACAGCCACUAUUGUGUGUAAAUGGUAUAACUGCCCUGCUGACACUGUACAUAGGACUCAUGCCCAGAGAGAGAGGGAAAAACUGCUGACCUUGGAAGAGAGAACUGGCCGUCUUGCAGACCGACAGAGGGGAGCCAGGAAUUAACAAGUGUGCCAAGGAGUAUAGCUGUAAGUGUGGGAGCGGCAGAAGCCACAGAGCCAGUUGCUGAGAAGGGCUGUGGUAAAGGAGGCACCCGAGACAGAGGCAGACAGUGUGAGAGCUGCAGCAGCUGCUGCUGACUAAAAUCAUAUUUUACCUGUCUACAGCCCCAACUGUUUUUUCAACUAUCUGCCACCUAUCCAACAACUCCCCUCGGACCUCAGUAUGGGCUGGAACCUGACACUUGGCAUGACAGUGCAGACUUGCACCUGCAUGGAAAACCAACCAACCAAACCAAACCAAAACCAUACCCUAAAGAAAAACAAAAAAUCUUCAGACCGAAGGGACGUGAGGCUGGAAACUCAGAUCUACAAGAAGGAAUGAAGAGCAUCAGAAUGACUUUGGGAUUCCAGAAGACAGAGGUUUGAGAGUAAAAAACAAAAUAACAAGACCACAACAAAAACAACUCUGUAUUCUCGUCCCCACCAUUACCAUCUCCCCUUUGUGAUGUCAAAGAGACCAGAGGAAGUGGACAGACUAGGAGAAGCAUAGGUAAGUAUUAGAGACAGAAAAAGUAUGAAGUCUCUUCUGUGAGGACUAACAAUAGUGAUGCCAUUUUACAACCUUGAUGACUGUGUUCUCAAGAAACAAAGCAAAUGUUAACCCUGCCCUCAGCUUCAACAGAGCAUUACAGCCCUAACCGCAACAGAGCCCAAUGACCCUAACCACAUCUGUCCCCAGUUGGAAAGUCUGCAAACAGUUCCAACUGGCCAGCACUUCCCCAACCCCUCCCCAAUAGGAACUUUAUUAUAAAAGCCUCAGCUUGUAAGCGAUCAGAGUAUCAGCCAGAUUCCUGACUGGAACUCUUCGCAGGCUUAUUCCUGUGAAUAAACCUGUUUGGCCGUGGAAUUGCCUCCUGUUACUCGCUCUCUUCCUUUAUAUCUUCCUAACACCUUCCAGCUCUAAUGUUUUGCGUCUCGAUGACCAUCUAGCUCCUAAAUGCUGGGGGCCGCUCCCCAUAGAAAUCCCUCGCCGCAUUUCUCCGCCUCGUAACCAGUGAGGCUGGGAUUUUUGGCCCCGGGUUUUGCAAUAAGGGAGUCACCAAGAUGCAGCCACCUCUGGAAUUCCUAGAAAGGAAAGAGUUGCCUGGCUUCAGCCAGUGGGCUCAGAACGGCUGACGCAUUUCCGGCCUUUGCGGUUGAUCGGUCAUUGGGGUGCUGCAGCCCCGCCACCUGUUCCGUAGCUUCCCGGUGCCCCGAAGGUGUCUUCUAAGGAAGAUUAAAUCAGAAAAUUUUAAAUCACAGUUAUCCUUUCACCUAAAGCCAGAGUAAGCCUUCUAAAUUAACCCCAGGAAUGGCUUCAACAGAGGAACAGUACGAUCUUAAGAUUGUGAAAGUGGAGGAAGAACCUAUCUGGGAUCAAGAAGCCCACCUUCAAGUGAACAACUUUUCUGGCCAAGAAGCCUCCCGACAACUUUUUAGGCAGUUUUGUUACCAAGAGACUCCUGGUCCCCGAGAAGCUCUGAGCCGGCUCCGAGAACUUUGUCGUCAGUGGCUAAAGCCAGAAAUCCACACCAAAGAGCAAAUCUUGGAGCUGCUGGUGCUGGAGCAGUUCCUGACUAUCCUGCCUGAGGAGCUCCAGGCCUGGGUGCGGGAGCAUCAUCCAGAGAGUGGGGAGGAGGCUGUGGCUGUAGUCGAAGAUCUGGAACAAGAGCUUAGUGAGCCAGGGAACCAGGCUCUAGACCAUGAACAUGGACAUUCUGAAGUGCUCUCGGAGGAGGUGGAACAUCUGAAGGUCAAGCAGGAACCAACAGACAUCCAGCUUCAGCCUAUGGUGACACAGCUCAAAUAUGAAUCUUUUCGCCUCCACCAAUUUCGAGAACAAGAUGGUGAAAGUAUACCUGAGAACCAGGAGUUGGUAUCAAAGCAAGAAAUCUUAAAAGAAAUGGAACAUUUGCGGGAUAGCAGACUCCAAAGAGACGUAUCUUUGGAUUCUAAGUACAGAGAAACUUGUAAACAAGACAGCAGGGCAGAAAAGCAGCAGGGACAUUCCACUGCAGAGAGACGCCACAGGUGCAAUGAAUGUGGGAAAAGCUUCACUAAGAGUUCAGUACUCAUUGAGCACCAGAGAAUCCACACUGGGGAGAAGCCAUAUGAAUGUGAAGAAUGUGGGAAGGCCUUCAGCCGGAGGUCAAGCCUGAAUGAACAUCGGCGGAGCCACACUGGAGAGAAACCCUAUCAGUGUAAGGAGUGUGGGAAAGCCUUCAGUGCCAGCAAUGGCCUCACUAGACACAGAAGAAUCCACACAGGGGAAAAACCAUAUGAAUGCAAAGUGUGUGGAAAGGCUUUCCUUCUCAGCUCAUGCCUUGUUCAGCAUCAGAGGAUACACACUGGAGAGAAGCGCUAUCAGUGUCGUGAGUGUGGCAAAGCCUUCAUUCAGAAUGCAGGGCUUUUCCAGCAUCUCCGAGUCCACACUGGUGAGAAACCCUAUCAGUGCAGUCAGUGCAGUAAACUCUUUAGUAAGCAGACCCUUCUUAAGAAACAUCAGAAAAUCCACACUGGAGAGAGAACAUGAGUGUGAUGAGUUUGGAAAAGCCUUCAGUCAUCAUUGCAACCUUAUUAGGCAUUUUAGAAUCUGUACUGUUCCAGCAGAACUAGACUAAUUCUGUGGACCCUCAGACCCCUAAAUGGGGCCAUCUUGGAAAGUAAGAUUUUCAAGUGGCUUAUUCUGUUCAUAUAAAACUUAUUUUGCAUUGCAGUGAACCACUUGUCUACAAACCAGGUGUUGGUGCCUCCUGUGUGGAUGACUGUGAUUGUAGGGGGUUGCUGGGUGGCCUUCUUAUUUCCUAUCCUUUGGUCCAUUUCUAAUGAUUUCCUUUAAAGGGACCAAAUCUUAUCUGGAAAUAAAUUGUUAUGGAGGGGCUGUUUUUGAGCAAUACUGAGCAUUGAAUAAUUCUAAAAGACCAGUAUCUAUGUAUACUUUUUUAAAAAAGAUUGGCUAAGAUCAAAGGAUAUUCAGAGGUGCAUCUUUUUCUGUAAGAGUGACGUUUUAAACAAACAUAAGGUUUUUGGGAAUAAGAAUUGUCCACAUUCCCACAGGAAAUCAUUGCUAUGGUCUCCCCUAGGAAUGUGAUAGAUAGCUUCUAUAAGCAGCAUUAUCCAUGGUAUAAAACCUGUAGUUUUAAUGGUUUAGAAAUCUAUGUCUCGGCCAGGUGAUUACAGGCGGUGGCUCACGCCUGUAAUCCCACCACUUUGGGAGGCCAAGGCCGGCGGAUCACGAGGUCAGGAGAUCGAGACCAUCCUGGCUAACAUGGUGAAACCACGUCUGUACUAAACACACACACACACACACACACACACACACACACACAAUUAGCCAGGCGUGGUGGCGGGUGCCUGUAAUCCCAGCUACUCCAGAGGCUGAGGCAGGAGAAUGGCGUGAACCCGGGAGGCGGAGCUUGCAGUGAACCAAGAUCGCGCCACUGCACUCCAGCGUGGGCAACAGAGCGAGACUCCAUCUCAAAAAAAAAUAGAAAUCUAUGUCUCAUUUCAUAUCUAACUCAUGUUUUUGAUAUGAAUCAUCCAUAUAUAUAUGUUGAUAUCAUGUUAAUGAGUUUGAUAUGAAUCAUCAACGUAGUACGUAGCAUAUACAUAUCAACAUAACUAUGUUGAUGAUUCAUAUCAAAUUCUCAAUGCUGGUCAUUACUGUAUUUAAGUUUUCCAUUUUUGUUACAAAUAAUAAGAUGAUACUUUAAAAUCUCUAUUCUUCACAAGGUACCUCUUUAAUUCAUAGCCUUUUAUGUCCGCAUUAUUCUUUUUUGGGGGUUGGUCAGCAACUUUGAGUGCCAUUGCAGGCAGCAUCAUUGAAGUAGUUUUAUAAAGAAAAGAAGUCUGAUAUCUUGGGCAGCUUGCUGCUUACUAGGGAGACCAGCAUGCUCAGACAUUUAUUGUUAGGGUUAAAUGUAUGCUCUGGCACCAAGUUCAAAUCCUUCCUCCCCAUUUGUGAGCUGUGGGACUUUAGGCAACUUAUCUAAAUGCUCCUAUGCUAUAGUCUCCCCAUCUGUAAAACAGAGGAUGACAUCAGUACCUUCCUCAUAGGGUACAUAAGAUUAAAUAAAUACAAACUUGUACUUAAAAUGUAGCUCUCAAUAAAUGUACAUUAUGAUUUACAUAAGAAAUAAUACCAUUUAACAAAUAUAGGUAGAAUUUUAAGUAUCAUGUUAAAAUUAGGAUAUGAAAUGCCUCUGCUGACAUUGUUACUCUUUUCUCCAUAGUCAAAACCUAAAUCAGAAUAUUUCAAAAGAGAGGAAAUAAAAGUUGAGCUUAAAACUGUUCUGCCCUAAA
Messenger RNA from Macaca mulatta (Rhesus monkey), 5928 nucleotides. It is a transcript of the gene ZSCAN31, whose product is annotated as zinc finger and SCAN domain containing 31. The record is from RefSeq and is a predicted model, not a curated record. Gene Ontology annotation, molecular function: RNA polymerase II transcription regulatory region sequence-specific DNA binding; DNA-binding transcription factor activity, RNA polymerase II-specific. Gene Ontology annotation, cellular component: nucleus. Lineage: Eukaryota; Metazoa; Chordata; Mammalia; Primates; Cercopithecidae. Gene Ontology annotation, biological process: embryo development; regulation of transcription by RNA polymerase II.